Molecule: messenger RNA, 741 nt
Organism: Exophiala bonariae
Lineage: Eukaryota; Fungi; Ascomycota; Eurotiomycetes; Chaetothyriales; Herpotrichiellaceae
Exons: 3
Coding region: 1-741 (246 amino acids)
Cellular component (GO): cytosol; nucleus
Source: RefSeq, a predicted model, not a curated record
AUGGGCUCAACCUCCGAACUUCGACUUGCGAUACUCGUGAACCACCCGCCUCACACAACUUUUUGGCCCGAGGUCAAACAAGCCUUUGUGGAUGCCUUCGCCAUCGUCGCUCCACAUGCUAGAAUCGACUUCUACGAUCCCAUCAUAAAGAGAGAGUAUCCAGACCCACUGAAAUAUGACUUGAUCAUAUUGAGCGGUGGCAAAGGGAAUUCCUUGUCCGCUGAACCAUGGAUCUUACGACAAAUUAAUUUUGUCAAGGACAUGGUAGAGAGGUACCCCAGAAAGAAAAUCCUCGGUAUAUGCUUCGGCCACCAGGUCAUCGCUCAAGCUUUGGGUGGUAAAGCAAGGGACAUACCCUCUGGUCCCAUCGCUGGUCUUGUCAAAAUCAACCUGACCGAAGCAGGACUCAAGUUCUUCCCUGGUUGUGCAACAAAGGGCCAUUACGCCGCUUCUCAGUUCCAUGUGCGAGAGGUUAACGAGGCGCCUCCCGGCUUCACUCCGCUUGCUGAGAAUAACGAGGCAUUGUUGUCUCACUCAAACACGGUCAUUUCCUUCCAAGCACAUCCGGAAAUUGACGGCAUCUUCUCCAGGAAGAUUCUUGAUGAUGACGACCCGACGUAUAUCGAGCACUUGACUUCGGCGGAAGUCGAUGACUUGAAGAAUCAUUGUGCUGAUGCACAGGACGGAACGGACAUGCUUGCGCGUGUUAUCGCUUGGGUUGAAGAGGGGCCUGAACUGUAA